GACAUGUCCAUUGUAAUAAAAUGAUCAGGUGUGAAGCCCGUGAUUGGAUGUGAAACAUCAAAACUAUAUUUACAGCAAAAUAGCUACAUCCUUCAUAGUCCAUUGCUUUCCAGUUUCCACUCUAACCAGAGAAAGAAGAGAAGGGAGUAACCGAGAAGAACUAAGUCCAACCCCUUCCCCCUUUGACAGUCUAUGUUCGACUACGAGGUCGGAAGCAGCCCCAUCGUCAUCCUUUCGCCGUUCUCAAUCUUGUUUGGAAGAAACGUGUGUGAGAACAGAGGCUAUUCAUCCAAAACCCCCCACACAUCUGACAUCUCCACCCACCAAGUUUACAAAUCUGUUCUCUCGGAGAUGGCAAACCAUCGUUAUUCCCAGAUGCGGAACCGAUACGCAAGGAACAAGAGAUUCCCGGUUGAGAAGUACUGGGAGUACGGGUGGAACGGGAGGACCUUUCUCUUGACUUAUGUCUCCAACUUUUAUGACCUAUGGAUGGACGCGUACGCUUUUGGGGGAGCCACUCACUACUCAGGGAUCAUGAAGCUCAUUCACACUCUACCGCCCUCAUGGAGUCAAUGGGUAGCACAAGCGGCAAAACCGUACAUGUGGCAUACCCCGCCCGAGUACACUCCGCGAGGAGACUUGGGCGGCCUAAUGGGGGUGCUACUUCCGGCGUUAGCAGCUUCAUGCGAUGGACCACCACGCUACCCACCUCCGCCGACCUUCCCACAUGGUCAAGCUCGCCUGCAGAAGUAUCGCUAUGACAUGGAGCCACAUAUCUCCCGCGCUCCCAAAAGAGCAAGGCUCGGGAUCCGUACUUUGACCCCUCCUAGGAUGGGAAGGGAGAUCGAGAACAUGCUCAUGAUGGCCCCUUCAUAUGUGAGUGCUGAAGCAGAAGACGAAGAAGAGGAGCCUCUCGAGGAAGAAUGGAACCCGAAUAGGGAGAGUGUUGGGGAGACUGAGGAGGAGGAGAAAGAAGAGGGAGAGAUUUAGGGACGAGGGUUUUUGAAAAAGAUUAUUUUAUUGCCCUCUAUGUUGUUUCCAAAUGACAUUAUUACCAUUACUUUUCCACGAA
This is a messenger RNA of Salvia splendens (bonfire salvia), 1072 nucleotides long. RefSeq lists its product as uncharacterized. The coding region runs from base 193 to 990 and encodes 265 amino acids. The transcript has 5 exons. Lineage: Eukaryota; Viridiplantae; Streptophyta; Magnoliopsida; Lamiales; Lamiaceae. The record is from RefSeq and is a predicted model, not a curated record.